GGGAGGCAGUCUCGCGCUUCCCUCCCGUUUGGAGUUCUCGCGAGAGGCGGUUGCCUUGGCUCCCCGUAGCUAUAGCAGCGGGAAGGAGGGAGGCGGGGGAGCGCAGGAGGAUGCACCGCGAUGCUCUGGCGAGGCGUUCCUGAGGGGAACGGAAACAUUGGUGAAUUCCAGUGGCAUCCAGAAGGUGUGAAAUGCACCGGGUGACACCAUCAGAGAGGUGACACCAAAAUCAUGCACAGCCAGGCAUUCUACUUGCAAGAGGAAAAACAGCAGAAGAAACCACUCAGAUUCUACACGGGAAAGUAAAAGAACUGCAAUAAGACAACUUCAGCUCCAAUUAAUGUUUGGGAUUCUUUAGUCAUUCCUUUGUUUAGCCUUAAAAAAAUCAAAACUGCCCACAUCAAUAUUCUGGCAAAGAACUAUUUGCAACUAACAGCAAAUGCUUUAAAUUUUGCUCACAAACUUUGUUCCACUGUAUUGCAUCUAAGAAGAGUGAACCUGAACACGUAGACAUUUUUUUGUCUUGUUUUCAACCUUUUCAACCUUUGGAGUUACAAUAUUUGUUAAACUAAAAGAUGGCUCGGCACUACUCAUGCCUUUGAAGACCUGUGGACCUUUUGAGCUUGCCUUCCAUCUUUUCAGAUACCGAGUGUUUUGCUAUAUUAUCUCUGAUUUUAUGAAAUUGUAACUGACUGGAUUUAAAGAAGAAUACCAACUACGUAUGCCUUCAUGAAGGAGCUGUCUGGAAAAGUUCUUUUUUAGCAUCAUCCAAAUAUUUUCUCAUUUUUCUCAUCAAGAAUAGAACAUUUUAAAGCUCAAAUGCAGGUGUAAGUCAGUCUGUAGACUACAGACCUAAAUGUGAAGCAUGUCUUGGAAAAGAAAUUAUUUUUCUGUAGGACGGGGAACUGUGCAAGGAAUGUUUACUCCGCGUAAUACAACUUCUAUAGCACCAAGUAAAGGUCUCAGCAAUGAGCCAGGACAGAAUAGCUGCUUUCUGAACAGUGCAUUACAGGUUCUGUGGCAUCUUGAUAUUUUUCGACGUAGUUUUCGUCAACUUACAACGCACAAAUGUAUGGGAGAUUCCUGUAUAUUUUGUGCUCUCAAAGGUAUCUUUAACCAGUUUCAGUGUAGCAAUGAAAAAGUGUUACCUUCUGAUGCUCUUCGUAGUGCUCUGGCCAAGACUUUUCAAGAUGAGCAACGUUUCCAACUGGGUAUCAUGGAUGAUGCUGCUGAAUGCUUUGAGAAUCUCUUAAUGAGGAUUCACUUCCACAUUGCAGAUGAAUCUAAGGAAGACAUUUGUACUGCCCCUCAUUGCAUAUCACACCAGAAGUUUGCAAUGACUUUAUUUGAGCAAUGUGUCUGUACAAGUUGUGGUGCCACUUCUGACCCAUUGCCCUUUAUCCAGAUGGUGCAUUAUAUCUCAACUACUUCACUCUGUAAUCAGGCAAUUUGCAUGCUGGAAAGACGAGAGAAACCCACUCCAGAUAUGUUUGGAGAGCUUCUACAGAAUGCCAGCACCAUGGGUGACUUAAGAAACUGCCCGAGCAACUGUGGGGAAAAAAUUCGCAUUCGUCGCGUGUUGAUGAAUUCUCCACAGAUAAUCACAAUUGGUCUGGUAUGGGACUCGGAUCAUUCCGAUCUGGCAGAGGAUGUCAUUCACAGCUUGGGCACUUGCCUUAAAUUGGGAGAUCUUUUCUUCAGAGUAACAGAUGACAGAGCAAAGCAAUGUGAACUGUAUUUGGUUGGAAUGAUAUGCUACUAUGGAAAGCAUUACUCUACCUUCUUCUUUCAAACAAAGAUUCGUAAAUGGAUGUACUUUGAUGAUGCCCAUGUCAAAGAGAUAGGCCCUAAAUGGAAAGAUGUUGUUACUAAGUGCAUUAAGGGACAUUAUCAGCCCUUGCUACUACUUUAUGCAGAUCCAAGAGGAACUCCAGUAUCAACACAGGAUCUGCCCACACAGGUGGAUCUUCAGCAGUAUACCAGAACUUACUAUGAUAGUGAAGACUCAGGGCGUGAACCCUCUAUCACAAGUGAUACUAGGACAGACUCCUCUACAGACAGCUAUCCCUAUAAACAUUCACAUCAUGAAUCUGUGGUCAGUCAUUUCUCUUCUGAUUCUCAAGGCACUGUCAUUUACAACAUGGAAAAUGAUGCAGCUUCACAAAGCAGCAGAGAUACAGGACACUUGACUGACAGCGAGUGUAAUCAGAGACAUAUUUCUAAAAAGAGCUCACUGACAGACCGUAAGAGGAAUUCCAGCAAAUCUCGAAGAAAGGGUGAUGAGUCACAGCCAUCAGGAUAUCACAGUGAAGGGGAAACACUAAAGGAGAAACAGGCCCCUAGAGCUGCCCCUAAGACAUUGAGCAGCACCAGCAGGCUAAGGGAAUUUAAAGAGACAGUCAGCAACAUGAUCCACAACAGACCAUCACAGACAAGCCAGAGCUCUCCACGAAGAGGGAAAGAUCAGAGUGAAAAGCCUGGAGGUCUGCCUGCUCAGUCUCGAGACUGGGAAAUGGAGAGUACUAGUAGUGAAUCCAAAUCAAGUUCUUCUAGCAGGUACCGUCCAACUUGGAGACCUAAAAGGGAGUCACUGAACAUAGACAGCAUCUUCAAUAAAGAAAAGAGGAAACAGUGCGGCUACACACAGCUCAGUCCCUUCUCUGAAGAUGCAGGUAAGGAAUUUAUGGAAGAUGAGUUAAAGGAACCAACCCCCCAACCAAGACCAAGCCAAUCAUACAGGUAUAAGCAUUGGGCCCUAGGUCGUGGUGCACACCAUAUGAUGGAUCAACAUCCCCGUCUAAUCCAAAGGAUGGAAUCUGGCUACGAAAGCAGUGAACGCAACAGUAGUAGCCCGGUCAGUAUGGAUAUGCCUUUGUCCGAAAGCUCUAGCACCUCUCGAGAGCCUUAUAUGAAACGAACUGGAGCUUUUGUUCCUGCCUGGCGUAACAUACCUAAAUCACAUAGCAGCAGCAUCUUGGAGGUAGAGUCUGCCUCAACGACUACUUGCUGGGCAAAGAAUAAGCACUCCAUUGGUAAUGGUGAGGAGAUACUUGUUUCUUCCAAAAGUGAACUAGAUGAAUUACAAGAAGAAGUAGCAAGAAGGGCCCAAGAACAAGAACUCCGAAGAAAGCAGGAAAAGGAACUGGAGGCAUCAGUGGGCUUUAAUCCUCAUCCUAGCAGGUUCAUGGACCUGGAUGAGCUUCAAAACCAGGGGAGGACUGAUGGCUUUGAGAGGUCUGUGCAAGAGGCAGAGUCAAUCUUUGAAGAGUCACUGCAUCAAGAGCAGAGGGGAGACUGUGCUGCAGCUUUGGCUCUCUGUAAUGAAGCUAUAUCUAAACUAAGACUUGCCAUGCAUGAUGCCAGCUCUAGCACUCACAGCAGAUCUCUAAUCGAUAAGAAGCUGCAAAUCUGUAUCCGAAAAGAGCGGAGUCUCCAGGAUCGCAUGCAGCAACAGCAGCCAGCACAGCCGCCGCCCACCUGCCACCCACCACGGGGGGGCAACAUGGCCCAUUCUACAAGUGAACAGACUGUCCCGCUCCAAGUAUUGCUGAACCAGAAGACAGCACUGGAACCCAGCGGAGAAGCAGAACCUGGGUCCAAUUCUUACUUCCAUCCUACUGUUUCCCAUCAUGAAAUGUAUUCAUCACAUGCAAAAUCAUUUUGCCCAUCCCCUUCUGAAAGCAGCCCCUCUCACGAGACUUCUCUGAACUUUCCAACUGCUUCUGAUGGAAUCAUUGAUCAAGCACUCACUUUUUCCUGUAUGCAUGGGGUAGGUGAUAGAUCCAUUCAAAAUGAGAAUGAAAUCCACUGUGAUGCGAAGCUUCAGGGAGUCUCUUCCAUUCAUUUAGAAGAGGAUAACGACUACCGCAAAAACAGUAAACUUGAAGAAGAGCGUAAUGUAACAACUUCUCUCACACCACAUCGCAAAGUGAAAUGUAAUAUGGUAAGCUCUGGAUCUUUGCCUACACUCUUCCCAUCUUCACAUUCAGUACAGGUAUCAUCUGACAAAAAUGGCCUACAUAAUCCAUGCUUCAAACCAUCAAGCUUAUCAGAACGGCCUAGUGCUGCUCAACAAGGGGCUGAUCAUGCCGUAACACUGGCUUAUCAUUCUCCUUUGCCACAUUAUCCUUCAGAUCCAUUACCAUCUACUAAUAGGUUCCUUAAAGCAAAUAGUGAUAAGAGCUUACAUCUCCCAUCGGAAGAAUUAGUAAAUGGGGAUUCUCUGAAGUCUGAGACAAUGUGUACCAAGGGGCGCGUUCGCUCACUUGCAGAACAGUUUCAGCAGCUGCAGGGGGUCUCCCAGAGGGAAUGCACUUACACGAAAGACAAGAAAGUGCCUAUUUGUCACAAUCGGAAUGAUCCAAUACUUCAGGAAGCCUACAGUUGUCCUCCAUUCCUUGGUUUUAGGCAACCAGUUGUUAAACAACAAGAGAAUGGAAUAUGGUCUGCUGGAAAGGUGAACUCAUGUCUGAGUACUAGGGAUGAAUUGAGUUCUGAAGGUUGUUUUAGCACUCACAGUACGCUUUCUAAGAAUUCUGAUUUGCAAAACAAAGAACUGUGCCCCAGAGCAGAACGAUGUUCUGUGGAUCCUCAUUUCUACCCAGGAAGAUUCAGUCAUGAGGGAGAAGUGAGACAGGUGAAUGACAGAAAUCCUGCUGAUUUGGUUGCAUCUAUGCCGGUGGACUGCUGGGCAAACAAUGUUAAAAAGUAUUAUAGCUCUCAAGUGGAUUGCAAGAAUUCUAGCUUGUCGUCUGUAUCCAAUCAAGUCAUUUCUGGAGAGGAUCUAAUGCAGAAGCACCCACAGUGGAAUCGAGACACCGAGCUGGAGAUUUCGGAGCUGGAAUCUUUGUAUCAGGCUAGUUUACAGGCACCUGAGACAAGCCAACCUGUCAUGGGAAGACUGGAUAACUCCUGCCAUCUGUUAGGCACAAAAGCAUCUACAAACCUACCUACAAGAAGGAUGCACAGUUCAACUUACAUUGGAUUGUCAAAAACCCCAACAGCAGAAAUAGAGCGAAGCCUAUAUGGAACGGCUAUAUCUCCAUUCUCUAAGGUACCAUACAGAAAUUAUGGCAAGGAGCCAGAAGAGGAAAUGUACAGUGCAGAGAACUUCCGUCGCAUUGCACGCAGUCUCAGUGGGACAGUUGUCACAAAUAAGGAAGAGACACUUGUUUCUUCCCACAGUUUUGAAGGGGCCAGUGAAAGGAAAAUGCCAGUGGAAGCCAGUCACCGUUCUUCCAGCACCACUUCCCUCAUUUUCCCUCACAGUUUUCCUCCUGUGUUACCCUUUGAUCCCCGACACUUUUCAACCCAACAACAGUACCUCUCACAUGAUGCACCAGUGCCUAGCAUGGUGGGCAAGACACAUAGAGGAUCAGGAAAUCAGAAGAACAUCCCAAAAAUUCUGGCUGUGCCUGACAGGGGUGAAACUUUCCAAGGUGAAGACAACCCAGGUCUGGCACUGAGCUAUGGGAGCCUCAUUUACAAACAUCAGGGCCUGUCUUCUCAAGGACGGAAAACUCUUCUUAAUACGCAUUUAGGAACCGAAGAAGCAUCAAGCAUCUCUGGUCACUGCCCACAGAUAAGUCACACUGCCAGACAAACAGCAACACUACCAGGCAGACAAGCUGGACAUUGGGGACAUGCUGCUCAGAAAAGCAAAGGAUUGCAAGAACAUUUCAUUCAGCAGCCAUUUCAGCAAGGAAAGGAAGAGGCUUGUGCCACUGACCAUAGGCCACCCACUGAUAUAGGCCAUAGUACUUUAUUUGUAUCACCUGGGGCUUCAAGAGACAUGGGCCGUUUCCAGGGUUGUCCUGUACCUCCCCAGUAUGCCAAGGCUCAAGGUCCUCGAAGGGUAGACAUGCCACCAGAUGAAGACUGGAGGAAAUAUAGUUAUACCCCACAGCCCGGAGCAAGGAGAAUUUUACCAGUGUGCACAAUGGAUGGAACUUAUUCAUCCACUUCUGAGAUACACCGAAAGGUGAUAGCUCAUACAGCUGCUGCUUCCUUACACAGUAGUGGCUGAGAAUGUCUCAGCUUUCAAAGAUAACCAUCUUUGAAACAAGUUGCCUGAACUGUUGUGACUGAAAUGCAGUUGAUAGCAAGACAGCAAGCUCUUCCUCAGUCAGUUUCUUUGCCAGCCUUGUCUUUAAUAAUAUAUAUAAAAUAAGCGGAAACUAAUUGCACUUGUGUUUCUGUAUUAUCAAAUCACUGUCUUAUGAGACUUUUCAGAAUCUCCAUUCUCAACCUCUCUCCAAAGGAAAUGGUUGAAGGCUCCAUAAUAACAGAAGUAAGGUAAGGUUUACAAAUAGAAGGGGAAAACCCCUGUUGGCAUAAUGCUGCAUUUUCAAAAACUACAUAUAAAAUCAUACUGGUAGACAUGUAUGCCAACCUGCUGUUCAUUUUUCAGUUUUUUCCCCUAUUAGAUGAUAAACAGUUAAAAAUCAGUCAGUGCUGAUGGGUUAAUAAGGCAUGUGUAUUUUUAUUUUGACUGAGAUGUUAGGCACUGGUGACUGCUGUAGAUGCUAAUAAAGUGGAAAGAAGGCAUAGCUCGAGUAUAAACCAGGCCUUCUCUAACGUUUUCAAAGCAGACUAACAGUGGAAUAAAUUGCAAAGACUGUUAAAGCUGCACACCUAACAUUGUAAACACAAUUGCUCUAACUAUUUUAGAGUCAGACAUACUCGUCUUUGUAAGUAUUUUUCAAAUAAACCUAUGAAAUAGUUAUAUUUGUUAGGUGGUGUGUGAAUUCAUUUUGUUUUCCAGGAAAGUGAUAUAAAAACGCACAGACCCCUCCCCCCAAAUUUCUUAGAUCUCCGUGCAAUGUUUAUAUCCUUGUGAAAUUAAAUUAUUUAUCAUUUGGAUCCAUCAUUGUCUGGGUCUAUCAAGUAGUCUGACCCUUGUUCUAUGAAAAAUGUAUUACAACAUUUGCAUUUCAAAAAAGUGAUGUAAAGAGAAAAUAGUUUAAAUGCCCAAUGAAAAACCCAUUCUUAUCUUGGUCUUUAGACUAAUAAUAACCACUUCUCUGAACAUCUUUAAAUCUCUGUAUGUAUAAAGAUGCAGUAAGCACAUCAGCAACUGGAGUUUUACUUGCUGUAGCAGGGUGAAUUACCCACAGGUUCUGUGUGGGUUAAAAUCCAUGAGUACUUCGAAACCUGCAAUUUUUUAAAAUAAAAGUGCAUACUUUUAUAAUACUGUGUUAUUGUACAACAUUAUAGAAAUGCCUUCCAAUAAAGGACGGAUGUUUUCUAGGUGAGA
This is a messenger RNA of Anolis sagrei ordinatus, 7255 nucleotides long. It is a transcript of the gene USP54, whose product is annotated as ubiquitin specific peptidase 54. Gene Ontology annotation, biological process: protein deubiquitination. Gene Ontology annotation, molecular function: cysteine-type deubiquitinase activity. The record is from RefSeq and is a predicted model, not a curated record. NCBI's taxonomy places the organism in Eukaryota, Metazoa, Chordata, Lepidosauria, Squamata, Anolidae.